AUGGUUCAUGAACAAUCUCAUCAUUCACCUAGACUGUCUCAUCAUAUCAUCUCAAAUGCUCAACUGCACGACUCUCUCACCAAGUUCUGGGAACUUGAAGAAGUUCCAGAGUCCUGCAACGAAACUCUAACCGUCGAGGAAGCUGAGUGUGAAGCUCACUUCCUAUCAACUCAUUCUCGAGAUGCAUCAGGACGAUACAUCGUCCGUCUACCAUUCAAAUCAUCAUAUCAGAAGCUAGGUGAAUCUCGUCAUAUUGCGCAGCGCUGUCUCAACCGUCUCAUGAAGCGUCUUUCUCAAAACCCAGAACUUCAAGGUCAAUAUACUACUUUUCUCAACGAGUAUGAAUCACUUGGACACAUGACUCGAGUCUCAUCUACAUCGCCUGAACCUUCUCAUGUAUAUUAUUUACCUCAUCAUUGCGUUGUUCGCGAAGACAGCGAAACCACCAAGUUGAGGGUCGUGUUCAAUGGUUCAAGCAAGACAUCAUCAGCCAGCUCUCUCAAUAAUCAUCUGCAUAUCGGCCAAAGUCUUCAAGCAAAGAUCUGUGAUGUACUGCUGUACCUCAGAAGUCACAGAUACAUCUUUUUGACGGACAUCGUGAAGAUAUUUCGUCAAAUUCUCAUUCACUCUGAUGACAGGGAUUAUCAGCGCAUUCUCUGGACUGAAAAUGGUCUCACUGUGGCUUAUCAACUCAACACCGUCACAUAUGGCACUCGACCAGCACCAUAUCUUGCUGGCCGAGCUCUCAAACAACUUCUCAUCGACGAAGGGUCUCAAUAUCCACUAGCAGUGGAACCCUUUCAAAAGGGCAGCUACGUCGACGACAUCGGCGGCGGUGCCGACAAUCUCAGCGAUCUCAACGACAUUGCAAACAAUGUCGAGGCACUUUGCAACUUAGGUUGCUUUUCACUAGCUAAAUGGAAGAGCAACCACCCUCAGUUCAACAAAAUCUCAUCAUCACUCAGUCCAAAAGAUUCUCAUUCAUUCUCAGACCACAUCUCAAAAAUCUUGGGUCUCUCAUGGAAUUGUCAAGAAGACGUUCUCACAUUCACUGGCAAGACGUUUCAUACUCUCAGUAUCACCAAGCGCACCAUCACCUCAGAGGCUGCUCAGCUAUUUGACCCUCUAGGUUUAAUCUCACCAGUAAUUGUAAAAGCAAAAAUCAUCAUCCAGGACAUUUGGCUACAAAAGGUCGACUGGGAUGAUUCACUCUCACCAGAGCUAGUUCACCGAUGGAAAACUUUCCGCGAUGAACUACCUCAACUUUCUCAUCUCAGAAUUCCUCGAUGGAUCAAUCUCAUCCCAAAUUUAUCUGGCAUCGAGAUUCACGGGUUUUAUGACGCAUCUCAAGCUGCAAUGUCUGCAGUAAUAUAUCUCAGAGUCUGUCAACCUGGCGAACAGACUAUCAUCUCUCUCAUCUGCUCAAAAACAAAGGUCGCACCACUCAAACGUCUCACAAUUCCUCGACUCGAACUCUCAGCUGCAUUAUUGCUCUCAAAACUGGCAUCUUAUGUCUCAUCUACGCUGCAAUUAUCUCAUGUUCCAACUUAUUUGUGGACCGACUCAUCAACAACACUUGCUUGGGUUACCAGUGAACCAACAAGAUGGAAAGAAUUCGUCAAGAAUCGAGUUGAAGCGAUCCAGCAACAUUCUCCAAAUGCACACUGGAGAUACAUCUCAGGAAAACAAAACCCUGCUGACUGUACAUCCAGGGGUCUAUCCGCAUCUCAGCUCAUCAACCAUCAGUAUGGUGGUCAGGACCCAGCUGGCUAG
Microplitis mediator is the source of this 1773-nucleotide messenger RNA. RefSeq lists its product as uncharacterized. The record is from RefSeq and is a predicted model, not a curated record. NCBI's taxonomy places the organism in Eukaryota, Metazoa, Arthropoda, Insecta, Hymenoptera, Braconidae. The transcript has 2 exons. Bases 1 to 1773 code for a protein of 590 amino acids.